This is a messenger RNA of Coprinopsis cinerea okayama7#130, 5439 nucleotides long. RefSeq lists its product as hypothetical. The coding region runs from base 1 to 5439 and encodes 1812 amino acids. The transcript has 7 exons. NCBI's taxonomy places the organism in Eukaryota, Fungi, Basidiomycota, Agaricomycetes, Agaricales, Psathyrellaceae. The record is from RefSeq and is a predicted model, not a curated record.
AUGGGCGACAAUUCUAGUCCCCCGAAGUUCGCAGGGCUGAAACGUCGAGGAAUAAUGGGAGACGAUGGGCCUGAACUCAAGCGUACCAGGUCCUGGCAACCACCAGGGCCAUCCCAACCCCCAAGGAUUCGCCGUGCGAGUCGUCUCACAGCUUCGAGAGCCAAGAGGCGCUCAUUUUUCACGCAGCGACGACAUUCAAGUAAUGUCCAUACCCAAUCAUCGAACGCUGCCCAAGAUCAGGAGAGUGAGAGCGAGAUCGAAAUGCACUUAAUGGUUGCGGAUGAACAAACUACAGAAGCGCCUCCCACCCCUUCAGAACCUUUCCCUAUAUCCAGCAACCACCUUCAUGACGCACCGGCAGGCCCGACUAGCAGCAUGAAGAUCGAUGUUCAAAUUCAAAGACUAACCGAAGACGGGAAUGGGGGUGGCGAUUCGCAAGACGAGAUGGCUGAAGAAGAGGUCGACCAAAGCCCCGAUACUACACAGGACGGUCAGAAUGGGAGAAUGGGCGACGGCGACGAUGACAUGGGUGAAGAAGAUGUCGAUGGGGACCGCGAAUUUGUCAUGGAUGAACUGGAAGGUGACGGGAGACGGAGCGAAGGCGAUGAUGGGGCAGGUGACCUGUACGAAGAAGAGGUCGACAGGGUCUCCGGGAUUGCGGAACAUGAACCGGAAGAGGAUUGGGAUGGGGGAAUGGGCGAAGGCGAAGAUGGCACGAGGGUAGAAGAUGACAUGGGCGGAGGAGACGUCGCUGACUACGACCACCGGAAAACUAGCGGAGACGACAACGAGUCUGCCUUCUCCGGCCUCGAUAUUCAGCUAGCGAUUGCUCCCAGUUGUUUGAACCCCUGCGCUGGUCUUGUGCCAAAUCCUCAUCCGUAUAAUGACGCGACAACGCACGGCAGCCACCCUUACCUCCCCACUCACACCCCUACAACCCCGUUCUGCGACUCUCCCAAAGCCUUCGCUGGCCUCAACUCAGCAUCCUCCUCCGAAGUAUUGCACGGCUCUCCAAAGGCAUUCGCAUCCAUGGCCGCCCAAGGUAUCACGGCGAACCCCGAUCAACUGUCGAAUAUGGAGGGACGAAGAGGUGUCGGGGGAAUGGGCGAAGGCGACGCGGACGAAGAUGGCGAAGACACGGAUGAACCAGAAGGGAAUGGGAGAUUAUCAAUGAGCGAAGGCGACGAUGGCGCGGGGGAAGAUGGUAUGGAAGGAGAUGUCGAUGGGGAACAUGAACUUUCAGUAGAAGAUAACAGCGCCGCUGAACACGACCACCGGAAAACUAGCGGAGAUGACAACGAGUCUGCCUUCUCCGGCCUCGAUAUUCAGCUAGCGAUUGCCCCCAGUUCUUUGAACCCCUGCGCUGGUCUUGUACCAAAUCCUCAUCCGUAUAAUGACGCGACAACGCACGGCAGCCACCCUUACCUCCCCACUCACACCCCUACAACCCCGUUCUGCGACUCUCCCAAAGCUUUCGCUGGCCUCAACUCAGCUUCCUCCUCCGAAGUAUUACACGGCUCUCCGAAGGCAUUCGCAUCCAUGGCUUCCCAAGAUAUCACAGCGAACCCCCAUGAACUGUCGAAUAUGGAGGGACGAAGGGGUGUCAGGGGAAUGGGCGAAGGCGACGCGGGCGAAGAUGGCGAAGACAUGGAUGAACAAGACGCCAAUGGGGACGGUGAAUCUGUCAUGGAUGGACCAGGAGGGGAGGGGAGAACGGGCGAAGGCGAAGAUGGCAUGGAUGAAGAAGAUGCCGACGGGGACCCUGAUUCUGUCGUGGAUGAAUUGGAAGGGCGCGAUGGGGACCAUGAAUCUGUCAUGGAUGAACUGGAAGGUGACGGGGGACGGAGCGAAGGCGAUGAUGGGGCAGAUGACAUGGACGAAGAAGAGGUCGACAAGGUCCUCGUAAUUGCGGAGCAUGAACUGGAAGGGGAUCGGGAUGGGAGAAUGAGCGAAGGCGAAGAUGGCAUGGGCGGAGGAGACGUCGCUGAACACGACCACCGGGAAACCAGCGGGGACGACAACGAGUCUGCCUUCUCCGGCCUCGAUGUUCAGCUAUCAAUGCCUCAUAGAGCCUCGACUACCUCCGCUGGCUUUGUAGCACACCCCCAUGCACCUAGCAAUGUGAUGAUGUCCGAUUACCACCCUCCUUCCCGCACUGUGCAUGACUUUACAAACGCGCUCACUCAGGCCGCCCGUGGGGGGCCGAUUGAGUCACUACAAGUGACGAAUGCACCUACCAUUUUGUCUACAACACCUGGAGAUGUCAAGAUGAACGACGAUCUGCCGUUCAACAUGGGCUCCCCUGAUCGCAAACCCGCAGGCUCUGCCACAGGCGUCAACUUCUGUCCGACCUCAACUCCUAACCAACAGGUCUCGGUCGACCAUGAGAUGGGAAAUGAAUGCGAUAAAACAAGCCACGGUAUGUGCCAAAUAUGUCAAGAUCGUGUCAGAAGGCUUUACUUAAUGAGCAACGAAACAGACAUAGUCCUGGUUCGAAAUUUGGCUGCUAAUACAACGUUUACAUUCUCCCAACCGCACUCUUCUCGAACCAUACCUUACGGCAAUCACCUUCCGAGGCGGUUCGACUCGAAUGUCUUCGACGUUUCGCUUCGAUCGUCAUCGAAUGCAUUCGAAGGUCUAGACAAGUCAAUGCAGGUGUUACCUACCGGUAACGGCUUGCUAUCCUUUCACUCUCUGAACACCUUUCAAACCCAGCGUAGCACCGGGGCAUCUGGUUUAAGAAAAGGACUUGCGUCACCGGAUAACCUUUUCAAUCCUUCCUCAUUCAACUCUACCCUUCCACCCUCAUUCGACAAAGGACGCGAUUUGAACAGGCUGAACAAGGUCUCCCCGAGAAAACCCUCGACUGGCCAUGUCCCAUCGUCUUCGAGAGCGGCAGUUGAACUUAGACAGGAAUCUUCCGCGGGUUCAUCGACAGUGCGCGGCCUGUCACCAUCGAGGAUGUUGGUUGAACCCAGAGGACGGCCGUCUUUUACAGUUCGCCAGCCAUCGCCUUCGGGAACUUUGCCUGACCCGCCAUCUAAGCCUACUGCCCCUCCUUCCCCUCUCGAACAGACGCAUACAGGUGCCUUCCGUGAUUUGCACUUCAUGGAGCAGGUCAUACCAAAUAAACGGUCCACAGAACAUAUCUCCUCGUUGGCGAUUGAAUCAUCGUCUAGACAAACUCCGCCCUCCGCUCUCGAAAGGGCCCGUAUCGACGCCUUCGAUGGCUUGCACUCCAUGGAGCCCGUGUUGCCAAAGAAGCCCCCAACAGUACAUUUCCCAUCCCCCUCGAGACCACCGGUUGAACUUCAACGAGGGCCUUCCCCUUGUCCGUCCUCGUCAACACCGGUUCUUGCAGCUUCUAUUGAAAAUCCGCGUACCGACGCCUUUAGUGAUCUGGGUUCGAUACAACAGGUUGCACCGAGUCGCCUUCACUCGGGCAACAUGCCUUGGGCUGCUCAGUCCUCCUCGUCGAGAGUACGGACAGGAGCCAGCAUGCAGCGCGCCAAUGCGUGCACUCGGAGUCGCACGAAAUCGCCAGAGGUGGCUUCAGCUCCUGCUUCUGCGUUCGACGGCUUACUGGAUGCACCUCGCGCACACACGUUUGACCCCCCCUCGCCAUCUGGGAUGCGUCAAGAGAGACCUGAACGGUCGCAAGACCCUUUCGCCAUGGAACUGGACAACCGAGAGGAUAUCUUCGACUCGGAACCCGAGGAGAUCCAGUACGGGGGUGAAGCGGACCGCGACUACGACAGCGAAGGCACACAGAACUUUGACCAUGAAGAUGCGGACGACGACCUUGCUGAUGACGAGGGGGCAUCCACUCAACAUCGACCCCGACCAACGCAACAACCGGCCUUGGAGCAGGCAGGUGCUCUGACCCGUUCGACAGGCCAGCCGGCUUCUCAGAGCGAUGCCGAGUACGACUCGGAGCAGGCGAGGACACUCACCCGCCCUAUGUUAACAGCGCAGCGAAGAACGAAUAGCCCAUACCCCCGUCCUUGGAAGGGAAAGGGGCGUCAAAUCGAUCCGAUAGAUGAAAGGACGCCAGGCCCCAGUCGAAGGCCAGCCAUACGCUCUUGGAAGGGAAAGGAGCGCGAGUUCAAUCCGAUAGAUGAAAGGACGCCGGGCCCCAGUCGAAGGCCAACCACACGCUCUUGGAAGGGAAAGGAGCGCGAGUUCAAUCCGACAGACGAACCAACGCCGGGUACAAAUGAUCAAAUGGUGGAUGAUGCCGAACGAGGGUCGAAUCUGAACAGUUUUGACCAUCCAUUUGUGGAUGCUGUGUUUUCCUCCUUUCAGGGAAGUUCAAAGCCUCUGACCCAGGACGACAUGGCACAGGCCCUACUAGCUUUGGGACUCAUCCACGGACGACCAAAUGGCACAGAACCUCAACCUCAGUCGCUCAAGCCGCAGCUUCAAGGAGAACAAGGGCAGUCUCUCCCAAACCCUUCAAAAGAUCCCAAGCAAAAAAGGCCUCGCACCGAAGAUAGGAAAUACAAACAGAAAUGUGUGCGAAGCCACGCACUUAAAUGUAUGGGCCGCAGGAAGGGGACGAAACUCUCCCCACAUCCCAUCACGAGUGUGGGACCCCAAAAUCUCGAACGGUUUUACCGUCACAGAAAUAAUCCCUCCUCAGAGUAUGGUCCAGAUAUCAAAAACCUCGUCUUACACCUAGACACCACAGCCCACCCCACCGUUCGCAAGCGGGGUGCUAUCUGGAAUGAAGAAGCGGCCGAUCUUUUCGUCGAAGACAUUAUCCUGGAAGAUGACUACGGAUUCACCGAUGACGAUAAGCCCGAACUGCGAGAAAUAUUUUUGGUCCAUAUCAAAGCAUUGGAAGGACAAUACAAGGCCUUCAUGGCCGCAGACGAUAUAGUAAACCUGGAGGCUAAGGCUUCGGUUGCAAGGCGACGAUAUCGCUUCGAGCGGCGUCUACAAGUAUGCCUCUAUUUUGAAGAUGAAGACGAAGCCUUCAAGAAACUGAGCCAGCUUUUCUCCACCUUCCGGUUCAACUGGGAAUGUUGCAGUGGUGACGAAUCGGAGGGUCCAGGUCCUAAUCGACCUCGCUAUAAGCGUCGUGCCAUCACCACUCUCCCUUGGCGAGCCCAAUGGCUUCGGGAGGUGAUGGAUGUAUUGGAUAAACUCCAUCUUGUUCUGCGCUUCCCCGAUGGCGUACAUGCAACUCCCGGUCGAUUCCCAACCCCUCGCUUCGAUCCCGCGGCUUUGGACCCUUCCCGAAAAAUCGAAGAGACCGUCUACGCCGCGCCGCGCCACGGGCUACCGGGUAACUUCUACGACGAGGUGUGGUUGCGUGAAGAGAACUUCCAGUCUCAGCGCAAAGCUUUAGGAAGGGACAACGACGUGAUAAUUGAGAUCUCGCCAUAUGUCAAGAGGCUCGUCAUUUUCGCUCGACUCCAAAUCAUUCAAUUUUGA